Molecule: messenger RNA, 2355 nt
Organism: Solea senegalensis (Senegalese sole)
Lineage: Eukaryota; Metazoa; Chordata; Actinopteri; Pleuronectiformes; Soleidae
Product: rho family-interacting cell polarization regulator 1-like
Exons: 17
Coding region: 270-2204 (644 amino acids)
Source: RefSeq, a predicted model, not a curated record
GUGCUACUUUGAUUGUGGACACAAAAAACUGCGAAAUCCAGGAGAAGAAGGACAGCGCCCAGAAGAAGAAGAAGAAGAAGAAGCGAGAGCGCGCGUCCGUGGAUCUGUGUGGAAAUGUUCGCUCGGUCACGCGGCGUGGAAACAUCACGACACACGACCUCUUUUGGUUUGUUAAAGACACAGUGCCACACUCAGAUCUCCCAGCAUGCAACAGUAGUGACCAGCAGUCCUCUUUGAUCCCAGAGCCUCGAGCCUUGUAAGGAAGCAGGAUGUUCACAGGAUCCACUAAACUUCCUCCCACUAAAAGUCCUCAGCCCGAGCGUCUGGAUGAAGUUUACGCCGCCUUACGCAGAGGCUUACAGUCGUACCUGCAGGUCCACCAGCUGGAGCUGGACAGUCUUGGUCAGCAGAUCAGAGAAAACAAGAGGAACGGUCGUUUGGGCUCGUUGUAUGAGUUGGACAAACAAGUGAAAGCCAUCGAGAGAUUCAUGAGACGCCUGGAGUUCCACCUCAGCAAGGUUGAAGAGUUGUACGAUGCUUAUUGUAUUCAGCGGCGUCUCCGUGACGGAGCGAGUAAGAUGGUGGCGGCGUUUAACUCGGCCACCGGCAGCAGGGAGGCCAGAGAGAGUCUGAGUGAAGCUAACAAGGGCUACAGGGAAUGUACGGAGCACAUGUGUUCACUUGAGAGUGAAUUAGAAAGUCAGAUGGGAGAAUUUCACAUAAAGAUGAAAGGUCUUGCAGGCUUUGCUCGCCUCUGUGCUGGUGACCAAUAUGAGGUUCUGAUGCGUUACGGACGUCAGCGCUGGAGGCUACGAGGUCGUGUGGAGGUCAGCAACAAGCAGAUCUGGGACAGUGAAGAGUAUAUUUUCCUGCCUCUUGUCACAGAGCUGCUGUCAAUCAAGGUGACAGAGCUGAAGAGUUUGGCCAAUCACGUGGUGGUGGGCAGUGUGUCCUGUGAGAUGCUGGAUCUGUUCUGUCCACUCCCACAGACGCUCGCUGUGGACAUCAACGACCUGGGGACGGUGAAGCUGAACCUGGAGGUCACCUGGAGUCCGUUUGAUAAAGACGACCAGACCUCGUCCACCAGUACGGUUUCUAAACGGCUGCUGUCCAAUCAGAGCCCUCCGGACACGCCCUCUAUGCGGGAGCAGGUGUUUUAUUCUCUGCUGAAGCGUCAGGGAGAACUGGAGAACGGGACAGUUUGGUCAAACUCGUCUGAGUCUUCAGACGACUCGUCCAGUCCUGCUCUGGCUCCUCACUCGUCCAGUCCUGCUCCUGCUCCUGCUCCUGCUCCUGCUCCUCACGCUCACAAACUCAGCUCCUCUCACCUGCUGCAGACCACGCUGAACAGUCCGCUGUCCUUCACUCCACACAAGUCCAGCGCGUCAACACCGUCUCUGUCCUCUAAUCAGGAGGAGGACGAGACAGAAGCCGCUGAGGUCUUCUCUCGGACGGAGACGGUUCCUAACGGCCACGUGCAGACUUCGUGUUCUCACGGUCUGGUGGGCGAGAGCAGCACAGACUCUAAUGUGAGCGACAGAGCGUCUCUGCAGUCAGCUGACCUCACUCUCAGCUGCUCCUGCACCGACGUCUCUGCUGCACCUCCUGCGUCUGCGGAGGUGACGGCAGGCGACGGCAGCAGUGUCUCAGCUGAGGACGUAAAGGACGCUGAAGCAGAGAAGGAGGACAGCGGUGGACACCAGGGAGAGGAAGCGUCAGACAAACACAGUCAGACGUCUGAGUCGACACAGGAACUCAAACAAUCAGAGGUUCCUUUUCCUACUUCCACCAGUUUCAUCCAGGAAGUGGAGACAGCUCUCGAAAGUUUUGACUUCCUCAACUGUUCUGACCUUGAUGAAGAGGAGGAGGAGGAGGAGCAACAAGAGAAGGAUGAAGGAGAAAAAGAAGAAGAGGAUGAGCCUCAUAAAGAGAAGGAAGAACGUUUCUACUGUGGAGGAAGCAGUGAUGAUGACGAUGACGAUGAUGAUGAUGAUGAGGAAGCAAACGGUCUUGAGAUCCUCAUGGAAGCUCCUGAAGGGUUUAGGAACUCAGACGAAGACCGUUUCUCUGAGUCACAGGAGUCGAGCGUAGAAGACGUGCAGGAUUUGGGACAGAUUGAUGUCCCUGAGGACAAAGAGGAACCUGGAGAGGAUGCGUCACAUGAUCAGAAGGGGCGUGACCAUUUAGCCACAGCUGUCUUUUAAACCGCUUUUCCCUGAUUGACUCAUCUCCCUCAUACUCUGAGUCUCCAGGAGCCGGGACCAUGUCCCACGUCCCAUGUCCCCUCACCGCUCAGACAGAGCCUGGACCACGUCCCACGUCCCCUCACCGCUCAGACAGAGCCUGGACCACGUC